GUGCGGCAGCUGCGGGACGAGAUCAUCCAAGAGAAAUCCAGCGGCGUGCCCAUCGUGGUGGUGGCCAACAAGUGUGACCUGGAGGGGCAGCGCGUGGUGCCCACCUCGCAGGCGUCCGUAGUCGAACUGGAGUGGGAGCACGGCUUUGUGCAGACCUCUGCCAAGGAGAAUAUCAACAUAGUACAGGUGUUCAAGGAGCUGCUGAGCCAGGCCAAGGUGCGCUACGACCUGAGCCCGGCCGUGGAGAAGCGGCGACAGUCGCUGCCGGUCACCCAGCUGUCCGACGGCCAGCUCAAGCACCUGCAGAACAUCAGCAGGAAAAACGCCAAACGCACUUCGUGCGUCAUCUCCUAGGCGCGGCAGACAGGACAGGACAGGACAGGACAGGACAGGACAUCAUUUCCUAGUCGCGACAGACAGGACAGGA
Pollicipes pollicipes is the source of this 427-nucleotide messenger RNA. RefSeq names its product ras-related protein Rap-1. The record is from RefSeq and is a predicted model, not a curated record. Gene Ontology annotation, molecular function: GTP binding; GTPase activity. Lineage: Eukaryota; Metazoa; Arthropoda; Thecostraca; Pollicipedomorpha; Pollicipedidae.